AUGGGGUCGGCGGACUCCCUACGUGUAGAAGGACAACGGCGCUGUACCAUUCUCUCUACUGCAACAUACCGACUGUGCAAAGCUUCUCUCUCACUCUCUCUCCUACACACACACACUGUUUUCACCUCUCCAUGGUCAUGUCACGCUCCUCUUGUCACCUCUAAUGAUCUCUCUCUCUCUCUCCCCCUCCAUCUCUCUCAGGAAGCUGGUGGGGGGUCUGUGGAGUCCCUGCGUUCUGUGAAGCAUCAUCCUGCGACAGGAGCGGCAUUGAGCCGCUCCAAACGCUACGCCAUCAACCCAUUGGGACACAAGUGGAAGCAUUUCAACCUCACCUACAAGAUCGUGAAGUUUCCCAACACGCUGAACAAAGACAGCACCCGCAAGGCCAUCAGCAUUGCGUUCUCCAAGUGGAGCGACGUGUCCCCUCUCUACUUCGCUGAAAUCACAAACCCCAACAAGAGUGCUGACAUUAUCAUCGGCUUCUACACGUGGAACCACACAGACUGCUGGUGGUCUCCAUUGCACCCCUGUUUUGAUGGGUUGAACGGGGAGUUGGCCCAUGCCUUCCUGCCCCCGCGCGGGGAGAUCCACUUUGACAACCACGAGUUCUGGAUCCUGGGGAAGUCCCGCUUCAGCUGGAAACAAGGUGUAUGGUUGAAUGACCUGGUACAGGUGGCGGCUCAUGAGAUCGGGCACGCCCUGGGACUGUGGCACUCCCGUGACCCCCAGGCCCUGAUGCACCCCAAUGCCACCUACACGGGCCAGAGGAACAUUGCCCAGGACGACAUCUGGGGAAUCCAGCGCCUCUAUGGAUGCACGGACAAGAAGCGCGUGUGUGAUCCAUGGGCUCGCCUUGGCUUCUGCGAAAGGAGGAAGAGCUUCAUGAAGAAACACUGUGCCCGACGAUGUGACCUCUGCUAUGAGCCUCUUGAGGCCGUUGCCACGCCAACUCCACUGCCUGCCAACGUCAAGGUCAAGAUGGUUCCUCGUGGAAAGGUUGUGGGCUUCCGCUGUGGGACGAAGAAUCCUAGAUCGCCUCCCAAAGUCAGCUGGUACAAGGAUGGAGAACAGCUCCUGAUCUCUAUCCCCGGCUACAUCAUCAUGAAGGGCCGCGACCUCCGCAUCGUCGCCAACGAGUUUAACGAGGGCACUUACACCUGUCGCGUCCAUCGUAGUGGCAAUGUGGUCUCUGCAAACUCCUGGGCCAUCCGGCUGAAGCCUGAACAGCCCUCCAACAGUUGAGCUGAACGGAGUGAGUGAGGGAAGGGAAGAAUGAGAGCUGGGAAGGAAAGUAUGAGGCAUGGAGGAAAAGAGGACGAACCCACAGCUGUGCCACAUGUGCCUCUCCGCUAGCCGUAGUGGAAUACAGGUGGCAACAAUUAUAAUAUUAAAAGUGAACUCAGCAAUUUGACAUCAUCAUACACAGCAUGACGACUUCCUGCUUACAAAUAUUAACCUGAUAAUUCAAAUCUGCCAAGACUGCCACAUAUUGGACCUUAUUCACUCAGGGGUUGUGAGCUCUGAUUCAGAGGGUGUCAGGCGGUGCGUGUAGCUGGUGCAUGAAGUCAGGCGUAGGAGAGCAGAGAUGAGUGAACAACUCACUUUACUUGAGAAAAUAGCACAAAGUAACAAAACCAAUGUGCGAACAAUAAUGGUUGCCACACAACACGGGUGAACACAGCACCCGGGGGGGAAAAGCCGGAAACGUACCGAUCUUAACAAUAAACAAUCACACACAAAGA
This is a messenger RNA of Salvelinus namaycush (lake trout), 1742 nucleotides long. RefSeq names its product matrix metallopeptidase 23bb (gene mmp23bb). Gene Ontology annotation, biological process: extracellular matrix organization; proteolysis; collagen catabolic process. The coding region runs from base 1 to 1242 and encodes 413 amino acids. The record is from RefSeq and is a predicted model, not a curated record. Gene Ontology annotation, molecular function: metalloendopeptidase activity; zinc ion binding. Lineage: Eukaryota; Metazoa; Chordata; Actinopteri; Salmoniformes; Salmonidae. Gene Ontology annotation, cellular component: extracellular matrix. The transcript has 8 exons.